Ctenopharyngodon idella (grass carp) is the source of this 6673-nucleotide messenger RNA. RefSeq names its product v-fos FBJ murine osteosarcoma viral oncogene homolog Aa (gene fosaa). The transcript has 4 exons. Gene Ontology annotation, cellular component: nucleus. NCBI's taxonomy places the organism in Eukaryota, Metazoa, Chordata, Actinopteri, Cypriniformes, Xenocyprididae. The record is from RefSeq and is a predicted model, not a curated record. Gene Ontology annotation, biological process: regulation of transcription by RNA polymerase II. The coding region runs from base 3793 to 4857 and encodes 354 amino acids. Gene Ontology annotation, molecular function: DNA-binding transcription factor activity, RNA polymerase II-specific; RNA polymerase II cis-regulatory region sequence-specific DNA binding.
UAUCGUAAGAUAUCGAGUUGAAACCCAGUACUUACAUUUAAAAGUGUAAUCCCACAUCUAGUCGUCACCAGCGCGCAGUGAAUCUUGGCUUUGACUUUGUUUUUGCUCAGUUCCCAUGUUUCCUGUGUAUGUGUCGGUCACCAUAGAAACUCAUCAGAUCAUCACCUGUGUCUUGUUUGUUCAUUAGUGUCCUGUGCAUUUAUACCCCUCCCAGUUUUUUACUCCUUUAUCGAGUAUUGUUUCAACAUAUUUUGAAAUGUUGUUUGCCUUGCGCAUGUAGAUAACCUGGUUUUUGUUACCCUGUGUGGAUUUAACUGUUUGAGGUUUGACAUUAGGGGCUUUCACAACGAAUAAUUAUAGGAACUCAGUUAUAGGAACUAGCCACUAGGAUAUAUUAUUUCUCCCCCGGGCCACGAUCCUGGUUGCAUUCGCACCAGGAAUAGGAACUCUGAAGCUGCCGACUGCGGCGUCUUUAAGCGCAGCAUUUACAAAUGUUAAAAACCAGUGAAUGGAGGAUGCCGUGAUCGGAGCUGUGUUUGUUGUGUGUCGUGGCUUUCGUGAUAAUGGAGAUGGAAUGUAAACGCAUAAUCUACGCGACUGAAAGAGCAAAAGUGGGGCUAAGAGACGAAAUCUCCUACGACAACUUUUUAGUAUUACAUAUCGUCGAAGUGGAGAAAAGAACACAACCCUGCAGACAACAGGUAAAUGCCGUUAUCGCUGUUUUCCAUGCUUGUGAAGUAAAUAUGUUUACAUGGCUCUUUAAAAAUGGCGGGUACCGGUGUUUGACAUGUGUUUGACCGAUCAACGUACACUCACGUCACAGAUAGUUCCUAUAGAGCUGGUUUAGACCCUACUCUGAAGUACGAGCUAAUUUAGUUCCCCCAAAAGGAGUUCCUAGAACUAAAAUAGUUCCUAGUUCCUGCGGUGCGAACACGGCAAAAUCUGGGAACUUCAGCCAAUAGUUCUAGGAACUAUGAAAAGGUUCAUCCGGUGCGAAAGCCCCUAGUUGUUUGGGGGGAGAAUGAAUAACUAAGGGGCUGUUUACACUACACAGUUUUCAUCGGAAAACUUUUUAUGCAUUUUGGCCGUUCAGGACAAUGGUGUUUUGCGGGCCUGAAAACACAAACUUUUGAAAACAGGUUUCAAAGUGACAUCAUGCACGUGUAUUAUGAGUUCAGUCUAUAGGUGCGUAGUGUUUCUUUACAAAGUGAUCGUCGCCAUCUACCGGCCUGGCAGCAAUAUACAGCGUUUUGACAACAUUGUUGUCUGUACACGAAAAAUGCAGAGAAAAAACCUUUCGGUUUUUAGUACAUCGUUGUCAUGUAAACAAACAAGUUCACCAAUAUGAUAUUUUCACAUUCAAAAGAUUGACAGGUGAGAUUUGGCCAACACUUCCCAUUAUAAAAACACCAGGGUUAUGCACCGUGCACUGAAUUGAGAAUGCCUUUAAAAUUCCAAUUCUUUAAAUGAAUUUGAAUUGAGAAAUUCAAAGAAAUCCAUAUGAUGACAUAUUAGAAAGCAAAAUUCCCUUUAAUAGAAUUUGAAAUGAGAAAUGAAAACUUUGAAUGUUGGCUUGACAAAGCCUUGAUAGUUUAGAAGGCCUUGAGGAUUGAAAGUUUAACCUGUACAGACAUAUUUUCUUUAAAGUGUAAUUCAGUGUGUUCUUUUUUCAGUACUGUCAUUCCAAUUCAACUUCUUGGGGGGCCAAUUAAAAUUCACACUCAUCAUGAACUGAAAGUCAGUCAGUUCUUCAAUUCUGAAUUUUGCACAACCCUGAUGGAUUCAGUGUUUAAUCAUUUGAGGCAUCUAAAUUCACUAAAUGACAUUUUCAUAUUCAGAGGUUGUAGUGGGACUGUCAACAGGUGUCAUUUCAGAAAAAAAAAAAAAAUUAAUGAAUUUAUAUUUUACAUUUUAAGAGCAGUGGUAGUUUCUCUGUAGUGUGUGAUUUAGCCAAUAGGGAUUAUACAGUUAGGCUAUUUCAGACAUUAUUUUACCCACCCUCAAAACGCAUCAGUUCUGCACAAAUCAAGUAAAUCACUUUAAUGUCCUAAACUUUAUUUUAAGGGGUCAUGAACUGAGAAAUCCACUUUUCCUUGAGCUUUUGAUAUAUAAGAGGUCAUCGUACUAUAAGAAUAUCCUGUAAGUUUCAGAACUGAAAACUUCCUUGUUAGUCCAAUAAAAGCUUUUAUUGACACCAGACCCAGAGAACGACUGAUCCUGGAAUGUGUCUAUAGAUAGAUGAAACUCCGCCUCCACAGAAGAAAUCAACGCCUACUUCAUCAUUGUAACGUUAGCCCCGCCCACUGGUGUGUUAGUGAGAUGAGGAGGAGAGAAGAGCGAUACAGGACUAAAAUAACAUUACCUUUCAAAGGAUCCUAAUGCAGGAAUAUGAUUAUUUAUUAAUACACUGCAACCUUUCAUGCCACGAUCUAAAUAUAAUGCCAUAGAUCUAAAUGUAAUGCAACACUUUUCAUGAUUAACCUUGAGAGCUGUAAUAGUAAAAACAUGCUAAAAGUUUUCGAGGGAGUAAUACUUUGCUAUUUCAUAGGCAAAGAUGUCAGCCAAUCACAGCAGUGGGCGUUUACACUGAAGUCUCACAGCAGACACGCCCCUUAAAACAGAGCGUUCAAAUCAGAGGGAUAAAAUCAAGGUCGGAAAAAUGCCUUUUAUUUCUAAAUUAUGACAAUUUUUGAUGUAAAAAGCAUACUAACAUUAUAAGUGACCCCAGGAAACAUUAUAAAACACUGCAGUUCAUGACACCUUUAAUGCUGUAAACUCACUUUAUGUCUGCCUGAUCAUUACACAAAUACACAACACGCUCUUAUAAACAUAAUGCCAUUAGACACUAUCUAGGCUAUAGAACCUUUUCAGCUUAGUUAUAUUUUGCUAUCUGCGCAAUAUGCCCAUUUGUAUUACUGACAUGCGUCUGAACGCGUUUUGCAGAGAAAAAACGCAAAUGCACUGCACAAAACACAAAGCAGCAGCUUCAGCCCAGACACAUGCUCAGCACUGGAAUCCCAACACGUAGUUAUCCUUAUAUGGCCAUUUUCCUGUUUGGCAGUGUUACGUCACUGCGUGACGUGAGCAGGUGCAGAUGCGGAGACUGGAGAGGAUGGAGACGCGCAUUAAAUAUACAUUUGAUUAGGCCUAUAUUAGCCAUUGCAAAACGGCUUAACAAAAUAUAUAAUCAUCAAUAAAGUUAUUUCUACUAAAAAGUCGGUCCAAUAUCUUUUUUUUACCUUUCUUUCUUUCAGUUUUUGUUGCUGAAUUAGCUAUGCAACAUGACAACAGAACGCAGAUCAAAUACUGUUGUGUCGAAUAUGAGCAUCAGUUUGCAUGAAAUGGUCAUGUUUUAAAAUAAAUCAUGCAUUAUUCAUAAGGUCUUUAUGCAUAUCAGGGUCCAUUAGAAUUUUAUGAAUGAAUAUGUAGCACGGACCACGUUUCGUCCUCGCGGGGGAUCACCAUCGAUUCACGCGCGCAGCUUCACUACAGUAACCUUUAGUGAAAGCAAAUCUUAGCUGAAUAUGGAUUAAACAAUAAUAUGCACAAAUGUGCACAGAAAACUCGGUUCUCCUCGCAUGUCCUUCAGAGGAGCUCCCCACAUGCGGAAUGGUACGGCCCGUUUCAUUCAUAAAAUUCAGGCGCACUAUAAAUAGGAGCUCGCGCAGCUGAGUGUCACUGACCAGGUUUAUAAACCUGGAGAGAGCGACUCCAACAUCACGAAGCGAGCUUCUUGGACCAGAAGAGCUGGAAUCCACUCAAUAGUUUUGUCUUUCCGUGAGUGCUGGAGAAAUGUUCCUGAGCAAAGCGAAGACUGAUCCGGACUCUGCCGGGGACGCGCGCGCGCACAAACCUCGCGCGGAUGCGCCGAUGGACAGCAGCAGCUCACAGGGCUCGUGCGCGGAUGCCGAGUCUCCGGGCUCGUUCGUCCCGACGGUCACGGCGAUCUCCAGCACGCCAGACCUGCAGUGGAUGGUCCAGCCGACGAUCAUCACGUCUGUGUCUCCGUCUCUGGCUAGAGCCGAAAGCAAGACCAAGAGCGCUGGGAACAAGGGGAAAUGCGCUGCCAGGAAGAGCAAGAGCGAGCAGCUCUCUCCGGAGGAAGAGGAGAAGAAGAGGAUCAGGAGAGAGAGAAAUAAAAUGGCUGCAGCGAAGUGUCGCAACAGACGGAGAGAACUCACCGACACCCUGCAGGCAGAAACAGACAAGCUAGAAGAGGACAAAGCCGCCCUCCAGGCUGAAAUCGAGAGUCUCCUGAAGGAAAAGGAGAGGCUUGAGUACGUUCUCGCCACUCAUAAACCUCUUUGCCAACUGCCUGAAGAGCUGGACUGCCUGUUUCCAGAGUCUCCUCAGCCGCUUCCAACUCCCGAAACGUCCAGCAAACUCUCAGAGGAUAGUCCGCAAGAUGGCACUUCCCUGCAGGACAUGGAGAUCCCAACGGUACCUUCCACUGCUAUUUCUGGGAACUCCAACAUCCUGUUGUGCUCCAGUGCAGAGGUCAGUUUGUGCGACCUCGAGCCCUCUCUGGACAUCAGGGACGAGCUCCUUGUCACCGUCGACGAGGACCGGGUCUCGGCGGAAACAGCUCGCUCCGUCCCCGACAUUGACCUGUCCGGCUCGCUGGGCAUCACGGACUGGGAAACCCUGUACAAGUCUGUGGCCAAUGAUCUCGAACCUUUGAGCACCCCAGUGGUGAGCGCUUCCACACCCACCUGCAGCAACUAUCUGUCUGUAUUUACCUUCGCCUGCCCCGAGCUGGACUCCCUGGCCGAGGGACUGGAUGGUUGCAAAGGUGGCGUGACCAAAGCAGAAUCUAGCGUCGAUAUCCUCAACUCUCCAACCCUUCUUGCCUUAUAAAUGCAAGUGUAGAUGAUGUAAUGUCAUGAUAUUGUUCUUAAUAUCUAUUGGAUAUCGCUGUGUUAUGAUGUCCAGAUGUGUGAUGUUGAUGUAAAGCCUAUGGAAGCUUGUUUCCGCCACGGAAUAAAAAAUAAAAAAGGUAAUUGUAACUUUGUAUCUCAAAAUUUGGACAUAUUUUUCCUCGCAAUUGCGUGUACAUCUCGCAAUUCCGACUUUUUUCUCAGAAUUGAGAUAUAAACUCGCAAUUGCGAGUUAUAAAGUCCAAAUUGCGAGAUUUAAAGUCACAAUUUUGAGAAAAAAAGUCGCAAUUAUGAGAAAUAAAGUCAGAAUUGCAAGAUAUAAACUCGCAAUUACGAGUUAUAAAGUCAGACCUCUGAGAUAUAAAAUCGCAAUUCUGAGAAAUAAAAGUCACAAUUAUGAGUAAUAAAGUCGCAAUUAUGAGAAAUAAAGUCAAAAUUAUAAGAAAUAAAGUCAGAAUUGCAAGAUAUAAACUUGCAAUUGUGUUAUAAAGUCCUACAUGCGAGAUAUAAAAUUGCAAUUCUGAGAAAUAAAGUCGCAAUUCUGAGAAAUAAAGUCAAAAUUAUGAGAAAUAAAGUCAGAAUUGCAAGAUAUAAACUCGCAAUUGAGAGUUAUAAAGUCCGACAUGCGAUAUAGAAAGUCAGAAUUAUGAGAAAUAAAGUCCGAAUUGCGAGAUAUAAACUUGCACUUCGAAAAAAGUCAGCUCACAAUUCUGACAAUUUCUUACAAUUGCGACUUUAUAUCACGCAAUUAUAACUUUAUUUCUCAAAAUUGUGACUUUAUAACUUACAAUUGCGAGUUUAUAUCUUGCAAUUCUGACUUUAUUUCUCAUAAUUUUGUGUUUAUUUCUCAUAAUUGCGACUUUAUUUCUCAGAAUUGCAAUUUUAUAUCUCGCAAGUAGGACUUUAUAACACAAUUGCGAGUUUAUAUCUGCUCAAAAAUAUAAAUAAAGUCAGAAUUGCAAGACAUAAAGUCACAAUUCUGAGAAAUAAAUUCGCAAUUAUAAGAAAUAAAGUCUGAAUUUCGAGAUAUAAACUCACAAUUCUGACUUUAUUUCUCAUAAUUGUGACUUUAUAUCUCACAAUUCAGAUGUUAUUACUCACAACUGUGAGUUUAUAUUUCAAUUCUGAGAAAAAAAAUCAGAAGUACGAGAUGUAAACUCGAAAUUGUGAGAAAAAAAGUCAGAAUUGUGAGAUAAAAAGUUGCAAUUACCAUUUUUAUUUUUUAUUCUGUGGCGGAAACAAGCUUCCACAGAAGCCAGCUGUUCUGUGGCUGCAUCCAUGUAAUGUGUGAGGGUCGGGGUUUUACUUUCUUCCAGAUACAUUUGAUGUAGCCCAAAUACAAGAGCAUGGAUAAUUAUCUUAUACGAGCAGAUAUGAACUAUGUUCUGGUUUGAAAAGCAUGCACGAGAUAUCAUGAAUAUAUAUAUAUAUAUUUAAAUAUAUAUAACAUAUAUAGUAUAUAUGUAUCAGUUCCAUAUUUGUUUGAUCUGGUGCUAAGUUCUGUGGAAUUGACUGCAGUUUUGUGUUUGUUUUCUAUGGCAAUAGAUUAUCGACUCGUGUUGUGCUUUAAUAUACAGUCAUCAGAGUUAUCGCAUACCUCAGUGUCAUCAUUCGACUGUGUUUUCACAUUGUUCUUAAAUGUUUAGAGUUUUCCAUGAAAACAUCCAGUGCUAUAUCGAUGGAGAUGUAUUUUAUGAUAAUUUAUUUUUCUACAUUUUAAAUUUGACUUCUUUGUCAAAUGAAAAGAACAAAAUGAGCAUUGAUUGCUGAAUAAAUAUUCACAAUAUAUACAAUCA